This is a messenger RNA of Salvia splendens (bonfire salvia), 1111 nucleotides long. RefSeq names its product geraniol dehydrogenase 1. NCBI's taxonomy places the organism in Eukaryota, Viridiplantae, Streptophyta, Magnoliopsida, Lamiales, Lamiaceae. The record is from RefSeq and is a predicted model, not a curated record. The transcript has 3 exons. The coding region runs from base 64 to 1008 and encodes 314 amino acids. Gene Ontology annotation, molecular function: zinc ion binding; oxidoreductase activity, acting on the CH-OH group of donors, NAD or NADP as acceptor.
GUUUGUAGAUCGAGAAAGCAUUUGCAUUUGCAUUUGCUUUGGAAGAAAAAGAAGUGUUUGGAGAUGGCGAAAUCACCAGAAACAGAGCACCCAGUUAAGGCUGUUGGGUGGGCUUCGAGAGACACAUCUGGAGUUAUGUCCCCUUUCAAUUUCUCAAGAAGGGCAACUGGCGAGCGUGAUGUGCAGUUCAAGGUUCUGUAUUGCGGCGUCUGCCAUUCUGAUCUUCACAUGAUCAAGAAUGAGUGGGGCUUCACACACUACCCUAUUGUUCCCGGGCAUGAGAUUGUGGGAAUAGUAAGUGAGGUAGGCAUCAAGGUCGAGAAAGUGAAGGUAGGAGACAAAGUAGGCGUGGGAUGCUUGGUGGGAUCGUGCCGCCAAUGCGACCAGUGCUCCAACGAUCUCGAAAACUAUUGCUCCAAACAGAUCCUCACCUACAGUAUGCCUUACUUGGACGGCACCAUCACCUACGGCGGCUACUCCGAUCUCAUGGUCGCCGACGAGCACUUCAUCAUCCAAUGGCCCGAGAAUCUACCCAUGGACAAGGGCGCCCCUCUCCUCUGUGCCGGCAUCACCACCUACAGCCCCCUCCGGUACUUCGGCCUCGACAAGCCCGGCCUCAACGUCGGGGUCGUUGGCCUCGGUGGCCUUGGGCACGUCGCCGUCAAGUUCGCCAAGGCCUUCGGGACUCGAGUCACGGUCAUCAGCACUUCCUUGAGCAAGAAGAAGGAAGCUCUCGAAAAUCUCGGCGCGGAUGAUUUCUUGGUCAGCCGCGAUGACGAGCAGAUGAACGCGGCAGCGGGGACGCUGGACGGCAUCAUCGAUACCGUGUCGGCGACGCAUCCCCUGCUGCCGUUGUUAGGCUUACUGAAGCCUCACGGCAGGCUUAUCGCGGUUGGGGCUCCCGAGAAGCCGCUCGAGCUCCCAGUGUUUCCUCUACUUUCUGGUAUAGGACACGAAGAUAACAAACAAAAUGGUUUUAAUCAAAAUUAUAAAAUGCUCAUAUGUUAAAGGAUAAAAGUAAAACCUUAGUCUAAUGUUUAAGUGUUUUUAUGUGACCAUUUGGGCCAAGGUUACUUUGUCAAAUUUAAUGGUGUCGUCACUUUUAGAACAA